This is a messenger RNA of Styela clava, 1089 nucleotides long. The record is from RefSeq and is a predicted model, not a curated record. NCBI's taxonomy places the organism in Eukaryota, Metazoa, Chordata, Ascidiacea, Stolidobranchia, Styelidae.
GCUAGAUCGAUUGCUGAUUCAACAACUGGAUACAUUUUCAAUGUAAAAAUAGAUUAUGGUAAUCCAAACUUGGAACAACUUCCACCCGGCGUCACAAAAACUUCGAAUUUAGUUUUGCAACUAAUGGAAAGUCAUCUGGAUAGAGGAUAUCACGUAUUUGUUGAUAGACUCUACAACUCUGUCGCAUUAGCCGAGGAAUUGCAGCGAAGGAAAACAUCGAUAACGGGAACAGUCGUGGCAAACCGGAAGGGACUUCCAGCAGAAAUAAAAACAAAACUAAAGAAAGGGGAAAUCAUCUCACUACGAAAAGGACAAUUACUCGCACUACUAUGGCAAGAUAAGAGGCCGAUUUCAAUACUUUCGACGUAUUGUAAUGGUGACGAGGUCAUAGAGAAACAGUUGCGAGGUUCAUCAGAAACCAUAAAAAAACCUACGUGUAUUGAACUUUAUAACAAAUUCAUGGGAGGCGUAGAUUUGGCAGAUCAGUAUACCAGCUAUUACAACUUCUCUAGGAAAUCGGUGAAAUGGUGGAAAAAAAUAUUUUUCUGGCUGAUUGAAACAAGCGUCACGAACAGUUAUAUUAUUUACAAAUUAACUCGCCCUGAAGGUAGAACUGUUACACUUCUCAAGUACAGACAAAUGGUGAUCGAUGAUCUUUUAGCUGGUGUUCGUACCAGUCCAAAAAAAGAGCCCAAAACUCCAAGUCCUCCCCCAAAAAAAAUUAAACUGGCGAACGAAAGACUCAACGGCCUAUUACAUAUUCAGUCAAAGAAGCGAAACAGCGCCGAUGUAAAGUAUGCAGCACAAAAACACAAAGAAGAGAAACAACAUAUAUUUGCAUCACAUGCUUCGACGCGCCCGCUUUACAUCCAGGAAACUGUUUCGCUCGCUACCAUACUCUUCUGGAAUAUCGAUGUAAUUGACACUGCAAUGGGCAAUAGGGCGUUCCAGAAUUUUCUGGAGCGCGAAGGACCCCAUAAAACAAGUCCUAACGAAAAACUGAGCAAAAUUGCUACCAAUGUGAAGACAAAAAUAUACAACGCUACUAUUGUCACUCUACACGCGAUCCAUGAACUUAUAAAAAUUUAG